This is a messenger RNA of Penicillium canariense, 615 nucleotides long. RefSeq lists its product as uncharacterized. The transcript is spliced from 2 exons. The record is from RefSeq and is a predicted model, not a curated record. NCBI's taxonomy places the organism in Eukaryota, Fungi, Ascomycota, Eurotiomycetes, Eurotiales, Aspergillaceae. Bases 1 to 615 code for a protein of 204 amino acids.
AUGUCUUGUAUGAUUUCGUUGAACUUGCGCGACUCCGCAACAGAUCUGGGAAACUCGAAACAUCCCUCGGAUAAAGCUUGGUUCAAGAGCCUGGCGAUACUGCGAGAUCUACUGAAGGAGUUGACGCCCCAAUUGGCGGUCGCAGCUAUUGCUGCGUGGAUCAAGAGGAUCCCAAGCAAGUCUUUUACCUAUGACCGCCCUCUAUGGCUCCCUGUAUUUCUUGACCACUAUGCGCCCGGAGGAUCAAAUAGUGGCUUGGGAGAAGUUCCAGUGAAUCGCUACGAGCGUAACGACUUAGAACUGCCCAAUGGAGAUCACGUUGAUUUCUGGUGCAUCGAGUGGAACGCCUUUGAACGGCGUGAAGAGCUUUUUGCGGAACCGGCCUUGAGGCAACAGAUGAAGCGAGUGUGGAAAGAGGAACGACUGCCGAUUCUCCAGGCACUUGGGAAGACGGAGGAGGAGCUUACCUGGGAAGAGGACCUCCAGGUAUUUUUUGACUGCACGGGACCGGACAAGGUUCGGAGGCAGUUUGUUAUUGCUACGGUAGUGGAUGACAAAUAUUUGGGAUUUGAUAAGAAAGGGAAGAAUGUCAAAUUAUCAUGUGCGAUCUUGUAG